UCAAAAGACCAUUUAGAUUGGAAUCACAAAUGGCAUAACGUUGUUUGGUCAGAUGAGUUCAUGUUUAGGCAGUUUUCAGCAAGUCACAAUAUACGAGUUUGGUGCACCUUUGCUGAAGAGUUUGAUGAAUCGUGUCUUGUUCCUACCAUGGGUCAAAGCCCUGGUCUUAUGUUCUGGACUUGCUUUUCAUGGCAUGGAUUAGGACCAAUAGUCCCUAUCUAUGGCAAAGUAAAUGGUGAAGUUUAUGUUAAACUUAUAAGAAGACAUACUCUUCGUGCUUUACGUCGACUUGUUCCUAAUAGUCAAGGUAUUUUUCAGCAAGAUAACACUACCCUCCAUAAAUAUUGGAAAGUUAAAGCUACUUUUAGCUGGGCUG
This is a messenger RNA of Cetraspora pellucida, 376 nucleotides long. The record is from the annotation of a GenBank genome assembly. NCBI's taxonomy places the organism in Eukaryota, Fungi, Glomeromycota, Glomeromycetes, Diversisporales, Gigasporaceae.